UUGCAUAGUGAUGCUGCUCAGAAGCAAUAGAAAGCACUAAGAAAAAGAGAGAGACAGAGACAGAGAAAGAAUGGCACAGAGCUACUUUUACAGGGAAGUUCUGCCAUUUUCAGCCAUGGUAGGAGUAGAGUGCUCCGGCAUGGGAUUAUACACCUUAUUCAAAGCAGCCACUUUGAAAGGUUUGAGCUACUACGUCUUUGUUGCCUAUUCCUACGCAAUAGCUACUUUUGUUCUUCUCCCUUUGCCCUUCAUCUUUCGUCGAACAGCAGGGCUUCCUACAUUCAAGUUGUCUCUCCUCUACAAAAUUUUCCUACUUGGAGUGCUUGGGGUUUUAAGUCAGUUAUGUGGCUACAAAGGUAUAGAGUACAGUUCACCAACUCUUGCUUCCGCCAUCAGCAACCUGUCACCGGCUUUUACCUUCAUACUUGCCGUCAUUUUCAGGAUGGAAAAAGUAGCUUUGAGAAGCUCAAUCACUCAGGCUAAAAUCAUGGGCACCAUAGUAUCAAUAUCAGGUGCAUUGGUGGUAGUUCUCUACAAGGGCCCUACACUCAUAUCAGCUUCAUCUGAAUCACCAUCCCCUUCAGUUCAUUCUCCUCUGGGAUCACAAACGAAUUGGAUCAUAGGUGGCCUUUUAAUUGCUGUUGAGUACCUUCUGAUUUCUAUCUGGUACAUUGUUCAGACGCAGGUUAUGAAAAUAUAUCCAGCAGAGCUAACUGUGGUCUUCUUAUACAACUUGUGUGCCACAAUUAUAUCUGCACCAGUAUGUUUAUUAGCAGAAGCAAACCUAAGUUCAUGGAGACUAAGGCCUGAUAUAACCCUUGUCGCCAUUAUAUACUCUGGAUUCACUGGUUCAUGCUUAAGCGCUGUUGUUCACACAUGGGGCUUGCACUUGAAGGGGCCUGUGUAUAUAUCAAUCUUCAAGCCAUUGUCAAUUGUCAUUGCAGCUGCUAUGGGUGUCAUAUUCCUUGGUGAUGCUCUCUAUCUUGGGAGUGUUGUUGGAGCAACAAUACUAUCACUUGGGUUUUAUGCUGUGAUAUGGGCAAAAGCAAAAGAAGAAGAAUCGAGCGAGGAGUGCUUUGGUACAUUGGGAUCUUCAUUUGCUGGAAAGACCCCUUUGUUGAAAAGCAACAAAGUCAAAGGUAUGCAGGCGAAUGCUAGCUGAAGUCCUUCAUUCUAUUGCUUCUGAUUGUCUUCUAAAAGGAUACUAUUACAAGUGUAAGUACGAGUGUCAAAUCCAACAUAAAAAAAAGACCAGAAAAAGUGGGCUACUUCAUAUACGUAGUGGAGCACAAACCCAUCUGAUUUUGGUUUUUUUUUUUUUUUUUUUUAUUGAAGAGGUAUCUCAAUAAAUAUAUGAGACAAAUGUAAUGUUCGGGUAAUACAGUUCUUGCUAUAAUUC
Messenger RNA from Corylus avellana, 1399 nucleotides. RefSeq names its product WAT1-related protein At5g40230. NCBI's taxonomy places the organism in Eukaryota, Viridiplantae, Streptophyta, Magnoliopsida, Fagales, Betulaceae. Gene Ontology annotation, molecular function: transmembrane transporter activity. Gene Ontology annotation, cellular component: membrane. The record is from RefSeq and is a predicted model, not a curated record.